Molecule: messenger RNA, 2619 nt
Organism: Mesorhabditis spiculigera
Lineage: Eukaryota; Metazoa; Nematoda; Chromadorea; Rhabditida; Rhabditidae
Source: the annotation of a GenBank genome assembly
AUGCAAAGCAUCGCGAUUCGCGAUACGGCGGCGAGUCAUGGUACUUCUCGUCAAAGUGAAGUGCUUCGGCAAGUUUUUUUGUUGGUCGGGAUCGCUUCAGGUGUCGUGAUUGCUGGCAUAUACGUCGCGCAUGAGUUUGUGUUGACCUCGGCGAUUAGUUCUUAUGUUUUUACAACCUGUGGCUUGGUGUUGUUGACUAAUUUGCUUCGUGUAACGACUGGCUUUGCUCAGGGGGCGAAGGCGAUACGCGAGAUCUACUUCGUUCUGAUGCUGGUUACCGGGGCGGGCGUUAUUCUGCAUGUUGUGUUGACGAAGUUGUAUGGUAUCCAAGGCUGGAUGGCCGCUCGUUAUCUUGGUGAGUUCUUUUGUCUCGCUGCCGUUUGGUGGAAGCUGCGAGCGCAUAUCUUUCUGGCGCUUGAUUUUCGCCAGGUGAACCGGCGCGAAUUAAUGACAACGGCCAAGUCCGGUGUCAUUGUCAAUGCCAGCCUGUUUGUUCGUCUGUUGGUGGAUAGUCUGCCUGUCCUGAUGUUGACUGCUUAUCAUGUGAAAACCGACGAGAUCGGUUUUUUUGGUAUUGCUAUAUUGAGCCUUAUUCUUGGCUUGCUGCCAUUGGCAAUCAUUGCACAAAGGGCCCUUCCUGAGUUGGUCGAGGUCAUCCAUGAUAAAAGCGAGCUGCGCGAAAGAGAAACUGAUAUGUGCGGAAUUUUGGGCUACAUUCAUAACGGAACGCGGGAAUCUAUUGAUUUCUCUUCGGCGCUUUCGUUUAUUAGACGUCGUGGGCCUGAUGAUCAAGGCGUCUGGGCCGAUACCGACGUUGGUGUAUGGCUGGGCCAAGUGCGGCUUUCCAUUCUCGAUACGACUUCAGCCGGUCACCAACCGAUGGUCUCUGCCGAUGGGCGAGUGGUCAUGGUGUUUAACGGUGAAAUCUAUAACUUUCGGGAACUACGGGCUCAUCUCGAAGCGGCGGGGGAUCAUUUUUCCAGCCAGUCCGACUCCGAAGUAUUGCUCGCACUGUUCUGUCGUUAUGGGAUUGAGUGUUUAAACCGCUUGAACGGGAUUUUCGCGGUCGUAUUCUGGGAACGCGACACUGAAACACUUUGGGUGGCUAGAGAUCAGAUGGGCGUCAAACCCCUCUACAUCCAUUCCAAUGAUGGUUGUUUUGCAUUUUCUAGUGAAAUGAAAGGCUUGAUCCGAGGCGGCUUCAGUAAAACUGAAAUUGACCCGCAAGCCGUACUCGCGCACCUUGGUUUUCUCUGGUCACCAGGUGAUCGGACGAUUGUGCGGGAUAUCAAAAAAGUUUUACCUGGCCAAGCGUUAUGCGUUCGUAAUGGGCAUAUUGAGAAGAGCUGGUUUUACUACGAACUGCCAAUUUCCGAGAAACCCCUGACAAAAACGGUUGCGGAUGUCGCUGUUGAUGUUGCCGAUGCGGUCAGAACUGCCGUCCAGCGUCAGUUGGUGUCCGACGUACCGUUGGGUUCAUUCUUGUCAGGCGGCUUGGACUCCAGCGCCAUCGUCGCGUUUGCAGCGCAGGAAAUGCGGGACAAGGGGCGGUUGCAGUGCUUCAGUAUCCGUGUAGACAACGGCUCCACUGCAAACGAGGGGUUCGCCGAUGACCUUCCGUACGCACAGCGCGUUGCCAAGCAUCUGGAUGUCGACCUGCAUGUCGUAGGCGUCGGCGAUGAGAUGAUGGAUCGUCUGCCGGAAAUGGUUUACCUGCUCGAUGAACCUACGCCGGAUCCGGCCGCGUUGAAUGCGUUGUUCAUCUCGGAACUGGCGAGCCAGAACGGUAUCAAGGUCCUGCUGUCGGGUGCCGGGGGAGAUGAUAUUUUUACAGGCUAUCGUCGUCAUUUCGCUCUGGCACAAGAGCGCUGGUGGGGCGGCAUGCCUCGACCGCUGCGUUCGGUACUGGCCCGUAGCUCAAGCUUGCUUCCGGCGUCGUCUCCGCUGUCUCGUCGCCUCGGGAAGGCUUUUCGCUACGCGGACUUGCCUGCUGAUGAUCGCUUGAUCAGUUAUUUCCUCUGGCUUGAACCUGAUCAGGCGUAUGGGCUGUUGGCGCCAGACUUGCGACGCCAGUUGGCGGCCGAUGAUCUGUUUGCGCCUAUGCGAGAAACACUUUCGCGGCUGCCUUCGGAUGCAACACCUCUUGAUAAAAUACUCACCCUGGAGUGCAAGCAUUUUCUCACCGAUCACAACCUCAACUACACCGAUAAAAUGGGUAUGGCGACGGGCGUUGAAGUGCGUGUUCCGCUGCUGGAUCUUGACCUAGUACGCCUGGCGGGUUCACUGCCAUCGCAUAUCAAGCAAAAAGGCCGGGAAGGGAAAUGGAUUUUCAAGAAGGCCAUGGAACCCUAUCUGCCUCACGACGUCAUCUACCGGCCCAAGACGGGCUUCGGUGUACCGCUUCGCAACUGGUUGCAAGGACGCCUGAAGCCUUUGGUCGAUGAGGUGCUUUCUCCUGCAUCCCUGCUGAAAAGGGGGAUUUUCGACCCCAAAGCAGUGGCGCAUCUGAUCGAAGCAGAUCGUUCAGGCCGAAUAGACGCUGCUUAUACGUUGUUUGGCAUCGUUUGCAUGGAGCUCUGGUGUAAACAGUAUCUGGACGGCGAUUUUGCCCUGGACGGU